AUGGAGCCGGAUACUCGCCUUCCAUCAACCGCCAUAUUUACAUUUAAUAAGGAAGACCACACCCUUGGAAAUUUGAUCCGCUCUCAGCUCCUGAAGAGUCAACACGUCCAAUUCGCAGGAUAUAAGGUCCCCCAUCCUCUAGUUCAUAAAUUCAUGCUUCGCGUACAAACUGAUGGCACCAUCACUCCCAAGGAUGCAGUCCUGGCUGCCUGUCAUGAACUGGUGAAGGAUCUCGGCACACUUAGCCGCGAGUUUACUAAAGAAUUUGUAUUGCGAAAGAUGGUCAGCGCUGAGUUGCAACAACAGAAUGCACAGAAUGGAGCUUAG
Ophidiomyces ophidiicola is the source of this 327-nucleotide messenger RNA. It is a transcript of the gene RPB11, whose product is annotated as DNA-directed RNA polymerase II core subunit. Lineage: Eukaryota; Fungi; Ascomycota; Eurotiomycetes; Onygenales; Onygenaceae. Gene Ontology annotation, cellular component: RNA polymerase II, core complex. The record is from RefSeq and is a predicted model, not a curated record. Gene Ontology annotation, molecular function: DNA binding; protein dimerization activity. The coding region runs from base 1 to 327 and encodes 108 amino acids. Gene Ontology annotation, biological process: transcription by RNA polymerase II. The transcript is spliced from 3 exons.